Messenger RNA from Oncorhynchus mykiss (rainbow trout), 2718 nucleotides. Its product is annotated as tetratricopeptide repeat protein 8. The record is from RefSeq and is a predicted model, not a curated record. Gene Ontology annotation, cellular component: ciliary basal body; BBSome; non-motile cilium. NCBI's taxonomy places the organism in Eukaryota, Metazoa, Chordata, Actinopteri, Salmoniformes, Salmonidae. Gene Ontology annotation, molecular function: protein binding. Gene Ontology annotation, biological process: non-motile cilium assembly.
AAUAGCUAAACUAGUAUUUUAGCUCUGCUAGCCAGCUCCAGGCAUGAAUCCAAUUUAGCUAAUGAUAAUAUCUAUCAGUACUAUGCUUGCAAAGUAUUCUUUGACAUUUUCUGUAUCAUUGCCUAUUCCUCAUUACUGUAUUGCCAGAGAUACUCUGCCGUUGCUUGCUAGCUAUCUGUUGUUUUAUUAGCACAUUGUUAGCUAGCUAGCUAUUGGUGGCAUAAAAAACAAGAACUUGUUAGCUAGAGGGCUAUCAUCAUAUCUGGCAAGUUUUGACCUUAUUGUGACCCACUUUCAAUUUUCACUAUCACUAUUUAAUCUCACCUUUAGUUAAUCUAGCUUCUCUUAACUCCAAUUGUCUUGAAAUGUGCUUGCUAUAGCCUAGCAUAAUUUUUGCAUCAAAUCUGUCUUCACCUCUUAUCUCAUCAUUUCACACACUGCUGUCUUAAAAGGAACCUGACUCCUCAUCACAUAUUUCUGAGGUAACCUCUUCCUGCUGUGCUCCUUUUAUUCUGUGUCUCUUUACAUGCUGCAUCUAAACCUGGCAUGUUUGGACAUGUUGAAGUACAAAUAGAACGGGCUGCAUGGAGUCUGAAGACCCGUGCUCUGACAGAGAUGGUGUACAUUGAUGAGGUGGAGGUGGACCAGGAGGGGAUCGCUGAGAUGAUGCUGGAUGAAAGCUCCAUUGCCCAGGUUGCUCGCCCUGGGACAUCACUGAGGCGUCCUGAAACAAGCCAUGGAGGUGGACCUACUCCAGCUAUCAGGCCCAUUACCCAAUCGGGACGACCAAUCACAGGGUUUGUGAGGCCCAGUACCCAGUCUGGCAGACCAGGGACAAUGGAACAGGCCAUUAAGACCCCGCGCACAGCACACACUGCCCGCCCUGUCACUGGUGCAUCUGGCAGAUUUGUCCGGCUGGGAACAGCCUCCAUGUUAACCAAUCCUGAGGGGCCAUUUAUAAAUUUGUCAAGACUCAACUUGGCUAAAUAUGCCCAGAAGCCAAAUUUAUCCAAGACCUUGUUUGAGUACAUCUUCCAUCAUGAAAAUGAUGUAAAAAAUGCUUUAGACCUGGCUGCUCUGGCCACUGAGAAUGCUCAGUUUAAAGACUGGUGGUGGAAAGUCCAGCUGGGGAAGUGCUACUACAGACUUGGUUUACACCGGGAAUCAGAAAAACAGUUCCGAUCUGCUCUCAAUCAUCAGGAGGUGGUGGACACAUACCUCUAUCUGGCCAAGGUGUAUCAGCGGCUUGAUCAACCUAUAACUGCACUGAACCUCUUCAAGCAAGGUCUGGACCACUUCCCUGGGGAGGUCACUCUCUUAACAGGAAUUGCUCGCAUUCACGAGGAGAUGAAUAACAUCACCUCAGCCACAGAGUACUACAAAGAUGUCCUGAAGCAGGACAACACUCACGUUGAGGCUAUCGCCUGCAUAGGCAGCAAUCACUUCUACACGGACCAGCCUGAGAUCGCCUUGCGCUUUUACCGACGGCUGUUGCAGAUGGGGGUAUAUAAUUGCCAGCUGUACAACAACCUGGGAUUGUGCUGCUUUUAUGCCCAGCAGUAUGAUAUGACCCUGUCCUCCUUCGAGAGGGCUCUGGCCCUGGUGGCCAAUGAUGAGGAGCAGGCUGACGUCUGGUACAACAUUGGACACGUGGCCGUGGGAAUAGGAGACCUGACUCUGGCAUCCCAGUGUUUUAAACUGGCCUUGGCCUUCAACAACGACCAUGCUGAGGCCUAUAAUAACCUGGCCGUGCUGGAGUUACGCAAGGGACACAUUGAGCAGUCCAAAGCUUUCCUCCAGACCGCUGCAUCAAUUGCCCCUCACAUGUAUGAGCCACACUUUAACUACUCCACUCUGUCAGAUAAGAUUGGAGAUCUGCAGAGUAGCUACACGGCAGCCCAGAGGUCAGAGGAUGCCUUCCCUGAGCAUGUAGAUACCCAGCAGAUCCUGAAACACCUCCGCCAGCACUUUGCUGUGCUGUGACCUACUGACCGACACACCUGACUUGACAGUCCAAACUUCCUGUGUGAUAACUUACUUAGUUGUCGCAGAGUGCUGCUAUUGAACAACAGUGACUGGCCUCCUCAUGUUCUGGUUAGACAUCAUCACAAUCUACAGAAAAACAUUCUGCUGUUAGAUGAUGGUGACAAUACACAGGCUAAAUGAUACAAAGAGCAAUUUGGCUUGGGCAACUCACUGCACAGACAUUAUUAUAAAACAGCUAUUUAAAACUGCCUGGCCCAAUGCAGGUCUUAUUAGUUGUAUUUUAAGUGUUUUAUUUGCAGCCAAGAUUGGUUUUGGCAUUCGUUUUUCUCAUCAACUGUUGAUUCACAUACAUGUGUAAUAGUAUUUAAGGUACUUUUAAGCACCGAUAGUGAAUGUACAUAAUAAAGUAUGAACAUGGAAGAAAAACAUAUUUACUAUAGUACAUAUUUAUACUGCUCUUUUUUAUAGUGUAUUCAGAUGUAAACCUGGGAUGUAUUUUGGUAUUAACAUUACUCUUGUCAUAAUUUGUAGUCUGUCUUGUUUGUAAGGAGUAAACUAUAUAAACUUUUUUUUUUUUAAAGAUGCAGAACUAAUUAUGUUUAACUUUACAGUAUGACAAUUUCUUUUAUCAGAUAAAAUGUUAUGUACAACUUAAAAGUUACAUUUGAUUCCAAUGCUUAUUAUUUUGAAUGUAUGCAUUUACUUAUUGAAAUAAUGGCAAUUUUAUAGUAA